AGGAACCUUUGUCAUAAAACAAAAGUUCCUCUCCGGAUAGGAUAUUUUGUAGUACCUGCUAAGUGCUGCUAGCGGAAGAUAAACAGAACCUUGUUCAACAUGGCAGAGACUCACAGCUUGCAGGACAUGAGGCAACAGGCAGCCAUCGCUGCCAAAGUCUUCAUUCAGAGAGAUUAUACGAAUGGCACUGUGUGCCAGUUCCAAACCAAGUUCCCCUCUGAGCUGGAGACCAGGAUUGACAAACAGCAAUUUGAGGAGACGGUGCGGACGCUCAAUAACCUGUAUGCUGAAGCUGAGAAGCUGGGAAGCCAAUCAUAUAUUGAAGGCUGUCUGGCCUGCCUCACGGCGUAUACCAUCUUCCUAUGUAUGGAGACUCACUAUGAGAAGGUUUUGAAGAAGAUCGCAAAAUACAUUCAAGAGCAGAAUGACAAGAUCUAUGCACCACGAGGCCUCCUGCUCACAGACCCCAUCGAGAGAGGCCUGCGAGUUAUUGAAGUCACCAUUUUUGAAGACAGAAGCCUGACUAGAUAAAAGCUGCCACGCAGCUGUUUAGCUGAGCAGAGCAGCCCAGCAACAGUGCCCACCUCCCCGAGGACCACCCAAACCUGCACCCUUAAUACUGCGUCUCUACAAUCUCUCCCUUUCCACUUACUGUCAUGUGCGUGUCCCAUUCAGAGUAUCCUUAGUGACCAAAUUUGAGAUUUCGUACCUGACAGUUAUUCAUAUAUUAUUUUACAUUUUUUUGUAAUAUCCCUGUCCGUAUUUAUUAGUUUAGGGUUAAAGUUUGUUUUAUGCCUGUAUUUAGUUGGAGAAAUGUUAAGGACGUCAUGGAAAACCUGAUAGAUUAACUUACUUACGCAAUUUAUUUACAUUCUUCAAGCCAUGAGAAAUUAUCUUUUGUUUAUUUUAGACUGAAAACAAGUUUAUGAUUAGUAGUAUUUGUGGAACUGUGAACUUUUAGAAAUUUAGAAAUCUUUCUUUUUUGAAUGUUCCUUUUCAAAAAUGAAGCCAACACACAGGGUAAUUUAUUUUUAUGAAGGUUUACACAACUCCCCCAACCCAUGCGUUAAGUGAUUGUCUUGGCUGAGCUAAGUAAAUAAUUUAAUCAAGAAACAGGGAACUCUGGUUAUCAGUGUAAUUUUGUGCAUGUGCCACACGUCACAUUUUAUUUGCUUAUAUUCUUAUUCAUGUAUUCUUGCAAGGGUGCUUGCUAGUGUAUCACCUUCCCGGCAUGUUUCCUUUGUAGGGUUUGACCUUGUAGUUAACUGACUCCUGAACUUUGUCAGGCUCCAAACAUUCCAGUCAAACCAUCACAGAUUCAGAUAUUCAUGUAGAUCCUUCCUAUUUAUGCAAUGAUUUAAGAGAUUCUUCAAUUGCUUUCUCACAAGCCAAAACUUUUGCUUGCUCUGUAUUUAGCAUGUACUAUUGUUAAUGCUACUCCUCAAGUCAUGGUUAUUUUCAUUAGUAAACUGUGCUAUGCAUAGUGUUUGGUGACUACUGUUGAUUUUUUUACUCAUGUCUAAUAAGCAUAUAUUCAUAUAUUGGCGAUACUGCCUUUGACCUAAGUAUUAAAAGUGCUCUUGUUUAGUUGACGGUGCCUGUCAUGGCUUUGAAUGUUGCAUUUGUGUCUGAAGGCCCAGUCACACCAGGAUUUCACACAGCAAAAUUUUGCAGCAAUUUCAUUUCAUUCCAAUGGAACUGAAGUGAUUAGUGGGUUCGCUUGUGGGGGCGAAAUAAAUCAGCACAAAUGUUUUGCAUCGUGUUCAACUUUGGUGUUCUUUUUCCUGCAAAUAUGUGAUGUUAACCAAUAGCAGUCUUGACAGUGAUGAUCUUUGAAGGGACAGAGAUCCAUAGAUUCCAAAAUGGAGGAAGCUGCCAUAGCAUGUUAGCUGUGUUGCACCAUUCACUUUCACUUAGCCCUUGUCUGUGGAGUAUUAACUGCUCCACAAAAGAGCAAUGGUUUGCAGACAGUUAUAAGACAGGAGUUGAUGGCACAAAUACGUCUUUUGAAUAAACUCUGCAACUUUUUUUCCUGUUAGUGAACGAGCUAAGCUAACAGGCAAACAAGUUUGCUAACUGACUCUCAGCUUAGCUCAUAGCGCUUUAUUUUUCAUCUUCAGUAACUAUUUAAUUGAACAAAAAGGAAAAAGGUAUGCAAUUGUGAAAAAAAAAUGUCAGGGGAGAAAACAGAACAGUGGUGAGAAAAUGAAGAAAAGCACUAGAGCUAGCAUACCAGCUACAGCAGUUCACCAACUAGCCCUGCAUAGUCACUACGUCCCCAAAGACAAGCCAAGCAUUUUCAUUGUACUACUUUCUGGUGUGACCAGGAUUAAACGGUGAGAUUAUGUCAGUCAGCUCUGGAUUUAGUUCACUUAUUGCUGACAAGCAACUAAUUUCCUAAGAUUAUAAUGUCUGUAAUUUAACAGGAGAAGCUCAGUUUAUGUUAAUGAGACCUUACCAAAGGUUGAAUACUGUAUACUGUAGUAUUUAUGGCUGGAAAUGUUUAGACGCUCAGUUGUCUGGUGAAUGUGGUGGACAGAAACUCAUUUGAAGCAUCUUCAAUUAUCAUGUAACUGUGUUCACGUAUAGAUUGUUGAAUGUCAUAGUUAAAGGACGAACACUUAUCUUGAAUUAUAAUUAUGUAAAUAAAGUUUCAUUUAUAAUUUC
Molecule: messenger RNA, 2667 nt
Organism: Xiphias gladius (swordfish)
Lineage: Eukaryota; Metazoa; Chordata; Actinopteri; Istiophoriformes; Xiphiidae
Product: golgin subfamily A member 7-like
Exons: 6
Coding region: 100-531 (143 amino acids)
Biological process (GO): peptidyl-L-cysteine S-palmitoylation; Golgi to plasma membrane protein transport; protein targeting to membrane
Cellular component (GO): Golgi stack; palmitoyltransferase complex
Source: RefSeq, a predicted model, not a curated record